Messenger RNA from Manihot esculenta (cassava), 1709 nucleotides. RefSeq names its product exopolygalacturonase-like. The transcript has 4 exons. The record is from RefSeq and is a predicted model, not a curated record. NCBI's taxonomy places the organism in Eukaryota, Viridiplantae, Streptophyta, Magnoliopsida, Malpighiales, Euphorbiaceae. Gene Ontology annotation, biological process: carbohydrate metabolic process. Gene Ontology annotation, molecular function: polygalacturonase activity. Bases 430 to 1617 code for a protein of 395 amino acids.
GUGCAUGCGAUUUCUACUUAUGUGAAUUCUAUUUUUUUUAUGCAAUAUUUUGGAAUAUUGCACGGUGCGAGACAAAUGAAAAUCUACUAUUGGCGUUGGAGGGUGCUUGUCAUGAACAAGUAAGAAAUCGCUAUAUCAGUAUGAAAGGCUUAGACGUAAAGAUAAGUUUUGCUGCAAACGAAUGAAAAACAAGACAAUAUCUACUUAUAGGUUAGACGUUAGUCGGUAUUUCUCUGUUAUGCUUUUUAUUAAAAAGCGACAAAACAAUUUCCAAUAAUAGAACAAAAGUUACAAGUAAAUAACUUCCCUCCGUUAUAAAAUCCGGUAACUUUAGAUAAUUGCUUAGAUAUAAAAGCUUUUGCAAACAAGGAGAAAUCCAUUCUAAUUUGCCGCGCAUUUUACGAAAGAACUUAGAAAAGAAAAGGCUUCAUGAAGAUGACGACCCUGGAGACGUAUUUUUCCCUGACAUCUUUGCUAUUAUUGUUUGUUUUUGCUGGUAGAGUUCAAUCUGCCGUAUUUGAUGUGAAAAAUUAUGGUGGUAAAGCCGAUGGCAAGUCAGAUAUUAGCAAGGCAUUAUUGGGCGCAUGGAAAGAGGCUUGUUCAGCAAAGGGUUCCAACAUAGUUGUAGUACCCAAAGGAACAUAUUCCAUAGGUUUAACUGACUUAAAUGGUCCAUGCAAGGGAGCCAUGGAGCUUCAAGUCCAAGGAACCUUAUUGGCACCGAUAAACCCUAGCAGUUAUGCCAAGAACAGCUGGAUUACUUUUGCAUACAUUGAUCAAUUCAAAUUAUCCGGUGGUGGAACCUUCGACGGACAAGGGCAAGUGGCUUGGAAGCAAAAUACCUGCGGUCGAAAUCCGAAAUGCAAGAGACUUCCAGUUAGCUUGCGGUUUGACUUCAUCACCAACAGCGUAGUUCAGGACGUAACAUCGCUCGAUAGUAAGAAUUUCCAUGUCAAUCUUCUAGGUGGCAAAAACCUUACUUUCGAUCGCUUCACGAUCACUGCACCAGGAGAUAGCGUCAAUACAGAUGGAAUUCAUAUCGGGCAUUCAAACGGGAUCAACAUUAUUAAUUCAAAUAUUGCCACCGGCGAUGACUGCAUCUCCAUUGGUGGUGCCAGCGAACAAAUAAGGAUCACAAACGUACGAUGUGGACAUGGACAUGGCAUUAGCGUGGGAAGUUUAGGGAAGACCACUGAUGAAUUUGUCUCUGGAAUUUUCGUAAGGAACUGCACCUUCUAUGACACCGACAAUGGAGUGAGAAUUAAGACAUGGCCGGCAUUACAUGGUGGCAUGGCCUCUGAUAUGCAUUUCGAGGAUAUUAUGAUGAAAAAUGUCCGCAACCCUAUCAUUAUAGAUCAAAUGUACUGCCCAUGGAAUCAGUGCAAUCCAAAGCUUCCGUCAAAAGUUAAGAUCUCCAACGUCACCUUCAAGAAUAUUAGGGGCUCUUCAGCGAUCGCAGUAGCUGUUCGACUUAAUUGCAGCAGCAGUUUUCCAUGCCAGAAGGUCGAGCUCGCUGACAUUAACUUGACGUACGGAGGAAAGGAAGGCCCUGUAAAAUCCUUGUGUGCAAAUGUUAAACCCACACUUAAGGGAAAAUUGACUCCAACCAUUUGCUAGUAUUGUCAACGCUCAAACCUCGCAGCUCCUAGCCGCGAUACAUGGAUUAUCGAGGAGAUGAGCAUAUUUCAAGUUGUAAGUUUUACCAAAUA